AAAGGAGGCGGUGGGAGGAGGUGAAGAGGUUGAGUGAGAGAUGUCGAUCCUGUGGGAGAAGAGCGCGAGUUGGAGAUGGCUUGUGCGGAGGACCAGAGAUUCCAAGCCCUUCUUCCUUGCUUUCGCCACCGUAUGCGGCGUCGUUCCGGGAGUCAUUGGCUAUGGCGUCAUGCAGCUCACCAACACCCGCAACGAACAGCUUGAGGCCCAUCUUCGCAAAAAUGCUCGCCCCGAAACCACGAUGAUGGGACAAGUAAAUAAAGAAAGGCUGGCUGAAUUCCUUGGAGAGCUACAGCGGAAGGAGGAUACAAAUGACCGGUAUGUUGCUGCUCUGAAAGGUGAGACUUUAACCAGAAACCCGUAUCAGAGAAUUCAACCUAUUCCUAAGCAAAAUGACAGUGGCGUUGACAAGGAGCAGAAGAAAUAAAGUCUGAUAGUCAUUUGGUGUGAAUACGUAUGAGCUUAUUAACAUACAUGGUCUCCGUGUUCUGAAAAAGAGGUGUGGGAUGAGACCAUGGGAUUGUCAAAUGGAGCAGAAGAGCUAAAGGAGCAAUGCGGCAGUUCAUUUCCGUGCUUCCCAAAUUCUAUACCCUUAAAAUGUUAAUUUGUCAGUAAAAUCCACGCAUCAGGGAGACGUGUUUCUGGUAUUUAUUUUCACGGUAAAAAAGAUAUAAUGAAAAGACCAUACGGCUGUUUGUGCCCCCCCCCCUCUUUUGACCUGAAAUAAGGUCGUUUGUGUUAGAGAUGCAAAUACUAAUAAUUUCCCAAACUCUUUUUAUCCUUGUAAUAGUCUGAGGUAUCCAAAUUAACUGAUUUUUGCAGUUGAGAUGCUAGUACAAUGUUGUGAGACACUCAAAUGAAACGAUCAAAGCAACCAUCAUAACCAGACUUGUUACCCUACCCGUCCCCGGUUUGACAUGUAUGAACACUCACAACAUCCAUUACAAUACAUACAUUUUCCUUUGGGAUCAUCCAAAGUCUUCAAGACGCUAU
Messenger RNA from Neltuma alba, 993 nucleotides. RefSeq lists its product as uncharacterized. Lineage: Eukaryota; Viridiplantae; Streptophyta; Magnoliopsida; Fabales; Fabaceae. The record is from RefSeq and is a predicted model, not a curated record. The coding region runs from base 41 to 427 and encodes 128 amino acids. The transcript has 3 exons.